CCUGCGCUUGCUCUGUGAAGGAGACAUGGCGUAUAUAGCUAGCAGUAGGAGAGAAUGAGCAUUUUUUCGACCAAAUCAUCUUGGCUCCAUAUCUUGUUGCUGGCUCAGUGAAUCGCCAUCAUGGUGUUGUUUGGAGAACUAUGACAAUAUUUCAUUGUAUAGUUACUUGGCGUCUAUUCGUUAAUUGAUAGGUGGAAACAGCAAGCGAUGGAUGGAGACAUGGAUUCAGCCGGGGCAGGGCCGGAGAGAAUUCUACUGGAACCUUACAAGUACCUGCUGCAGCUGCCAGGAAAACAAGUCCGGAAAAAACUCUCUCAGGCGUUUAACCACUGGCUCAACGUUCCCGAGGAUAAACUUCAGGUGAUCAUAGAGGUGACUGAGAUGCUGCACAACGCCAGUCUCCUGAUAGAUGACAUCGAGGACAGUUCUACACUGAGGAGAGGUUUCCCUGUAGCCCACAGCAUCUAUGGAGUCCCCUCUGUUAUCAACUCUGCCAACUACGUCUACUUCCUGGGACUGGAGAAGGUGCUGACCCUGGAUCACCCCGAGGCAGUACGUGUGUUCACCAGACAGCUGUUGGAGCUGCACCGUGGCCAGGGCCUUGAUAUCCACUGGAGAGACACCUACACGUGCCCCACAGAGAGCCAGUACCGCACCAUGGUCCUCCAGAAGACAGGGGGCCUGUUCGGCCUGGCCGUAGGGCUCAUGCAGCUGUUCUCUGGUUGGAAACGAGACCUUAAGCCCCUCCUGGACACGUUAGGGCUCUUCUUCCAGAUCAGAGACGACUACGCCAACCUGAACUCAGCGGAGUACAGCGAGAACAAGUCCUUCUGUGAGGACCUGACGGAGGGGAAGUUCUCCUUCCCCACCAUCCACGCCAUCUGGUCCCGUCCUGAGAGCACUCAGGUCCAGAACAUCCUGAGACAGAGGACGGAGAACGUGGACAUUAAGAAGUACUGUGUGGACUACCUGGAGAAGGUGGGCUCCUUCGCCUACACCAGAGAGACCCUGAGAGGGCUGGAGGCCGAGGCAUACCGCCUUAUCACGGAUCUGGGGGGAAACCCUGAACUGGAGGGGUUGGUGAAACACCUCAGUAAGAUGUUUAGAGAGCCUGAGGCUAAGGCUAGGCCUAAAGAGGACUGACCACGUAAACACUUACCAAACAGUCACCGGGAGCCUGAGGCUAAGGCUAGGCCUAAAGAGGACUGACCACGUAAACACUUACCAAACAGUCACCGUGAGCCUGAGGCUAAGGCAAGGCCUAAAGAGGACUGACCACGUAAACACUUACCAAACAGUUACACGCCUGUCAAACAUCUCACCCACAUGCACCGUGAGCCUGAGGCUAAGGCUAGGCCUAAAGAGGACUGACCACGUACACACUUACCAAACAGUUACACGCCUGUCAAACAUCUCACCCACAUGCACCGGGAGCCUGAGCCAGGGAUGGGCAACUGGCUGCCCGCCAAAGGCCCUCAGAUCAUUCAGUCUAGCCACACAGAUUACUGACAUCAUAUUCACUACACUGACACACAGCUGUGUUAUGCAGCCCCCCCCGAGCAUGACAACCAUACCAAACCAACUCACAGCUAUGCUUCACAAACCUUGGCUUUCUAGUACUCUAGACAAAUUGCGAACAAAGCACAGCACAUAUAUUAUAUAUAUAUAUCAUUAUAAAUAUGGAGAAGAGAUCUGUUCAUCACAUGACCUGUCUCUACAAAAACUAGAAAAAAAUGUAAGUCUUACUUGCAGCUUACAAAAGUUUUCAAAUGUGUUCUAUUUCAAUACCAAGUGGAAAUUGGUUCCGGCUUUAGUGUUUUUAGUGAAGGCCAAGCGUCAAUGAGGUGUAGAAGGAAAUAUGAGGUCGGAUUUCUGAGGAUGAUGAUGAUGAUGCCAGAGUGAUGUUUGCUAUUUGGUACAUAUUAGAUGAAUUAAUGGAUACUCUGUUCUACGAAUGUGUUUGGUUAUUGUCCACUGCCUUUACCUAAAGUUUAGUGACUCCAGAUGUUUCACCUGCAACCCGUCAUAGCAACACGUUCUCUAUUUUAUUACACUUGUUUACGUUGAUACGGUAUAUUGCAAAUGGCUACUAUGUAACAAACGUGAAUUGAUUGAAUAAAACCUUUUUGACGAAAAA
This is a messenger RNA of Coregonus clupeaformis (lake whitefish), 2137 nucleotides long. It is a transcript of the gene ggps1, whose product is annotated as geranylgeranyl diphosphate synthase 1. Gene Ontology annotation, biological process: isoprenoid biosynthetic process. NCBI's taxonomy places the organism in Eukaryota, Metazoa, Chordata, Actinopteri, Salmoniformes, Salmonidae. The transcript has 6 exons. The coding region runs from base 208 to 1143 and encodes 311 amino acids. The record is from RefSeq and is a predicted model, not a curated record. Gene Ontology annotation, molecular function: prenyltransferase activity.